CCAUACAAUAUACUUGCCCCAAAGGCAGCUUCAGGCACCAAGGAAGACCCUAACUUAGUCCCAUCCAUCACCAACAAGCGAAUUGUGGGUUGCAUCUGUGAAGAGGACAACAGUGCUGUAAUCUGGUUCUGGCUGCACAAAGGCGAGACUCAGCGAUGCCCAAAUUGUGGAACGCACUACAAGCUGGUUCCCCACCAGUUUGCCCACUGA
Molecule: messenger RNA, 210 nt
Organism: Urocitellus parryii (Arctic ground squirrel)
Lineage: Eukaryota; Metazoa; Chordata; Mammalia; Rodentia; Sciuridae
Product: cytochrome c oxidase subunit 5B, mitochondrial
Biological process (GO): mitochondrial electron transport, cytochrome c to oxygen
Cellular component (GO): mitochondrial envelope; respiratory chain complex IV
Source: RefSeq, a predicted model, not a curated record